Molecule: messenger RNA, 367 nt
Organism: Staurois parvus
Lineage: Eukaryota; Metazoa; Chordata; Amphibia; Anura; Ranidae
Source: the annotation of a GenBank genome assembly
CACUGGGUCAGGCCAGCGAGUAUUUCUGAUGGGGGCGAGACCUGUGUAUAAACAACACAGAUCUCUCUCCUGUCAGCUCCUGCACACUGCUUUGUAUGGCUUUAGCACAGCACAGCCAUCCAGAGCAGUGUGAUAACAGUAAAGCACCAACACACCACCCCUAGUAAAACACUCCCAGCACACAGUUAACCCUUUGAUGGCCCCUCAUGUUAACCCCUUCAUGCCCAGUGCCAUUAGUACAGUGUCAGUGCAUUUUUUUAGCACUGAUCACUGUAUUGGUGUCACUGGGGAUGUCAGUGACACCAAGUCAGUUCCCCCCAGUGUCAGAAUGCCCACCACAGUCCCACAGUCCUGCUAUAAGUCGCUG